Molecule: messenger RNA, 1514 nt
Organism: Arabidopsis lyrata subsp. lyrata
Lineage: Eukaryota; Viridiplantae; Streptophyta; Magnoliopsida; Brassicales; Brassicaceae
Product: nudix hydrolase 15, mitochondrial
Exons: 5
Coding region: 98-973 (291 amino acids)
Biological process (GO): coenzyme A catabolic process
Molecular function (GO): acetyl-CoA hydrolase activity; coenzyme A diphosphatase activity
Source: RefSeq, a predicted model, not a curated record
ACGAGAAACACGUGGACUCUCUCACGAGGAGGUGUCUGAUUUUGUCUGUUUUUGUUUUUAUGAUUACACACAGAAUCCAUUUCCGCAAAUCGGAUUCAUGUUUUUGCUUUAUCGUAGGCUUCCUUCAUUUGCACGAACAACAACAACCCUUCUCUGCAAAUCUAUGGAGCCUGCGAUAUCAACAGCGACUUCCUCUUUCGGUGGUGGGUCUUCUCGACUCUCCGCUUUGGCCCAGCAACUUCGCCGAUACAAGCCGCCACCUUCUUCAUCCUUCGAUGACGCCGAGGAGAUGCAGACAGAUCAGGAGACCGCCGGGAAAGUGGUUUCUCAGGUUGGAUUUCAGGAAUCUAUUGCUCCGGUUUCGAAAGACCCUGAGAGGUUUAAACCCAAGAGAGCUGCUGUGUUGAUCUGUAUCUUUGAAGGAGAUGAUGGUGAUUUGCGUGUUAUUCUUACUAAGAGAUCUUCCAAAUUGUCUACUCACUCAGGAGAAGUUUCACUGCCAGGUGGGAAAGCGGAGGAGGAUGAUAAAGAUGAUGGGAUGACUGCAACCAGAGAGGCUGAGGAAGAGAUUGGAUUGGACCCUUCUCUUGUUGCUGUUGUCACUUCCCUCGAACCAUUUCUCUCUAAGCAUCUGCUAAGAGUAAUUCCUGUGAUAGGAAUCUUGAGGGACAAAACAAAAUUCAAUCCGACACCAAAUCCUGGGGAAGUGGAAGAUGUGUUUGAUGCACCCUUGGAAAUGUUCCUUAAGGAUGAGAAUCGAAGAUCUGAAGAGAGAGAGUGGAUGGGCGAAAAGUAUUUGAUCCACUACUUUGACUACAGAACAGGAGAUAAGGAUUAUAUGAUAUGGGGUUUAACUGCCGGGAUUUUGAUCAGAGCUGCAUCUGUGACUUAUGAAAGACCACCUGCUUUUAUCGAGCAGUGCCCUAAGUUUAAGUACCCUAAAAUGGUAGAGAAACAUACUUGUAUGCCUUAAUGAACAUAAUUUUUCGAAUGAUGCUUUCCUAGAUUAGUCUUCUUCCACUAGAAGAUCAACACCAAGACAAUAACAUUCCAUACAAUUGAUUCUCUGUACCAGUGAAUGCAGAACUUGGCUACUUGCUUAUAUAUAUGCAGACGCAGUAGCUGAAGCUCCAGUUUAUUUCCUGCUGGGGCAUCUCACUAUAGGUUUCCAUGAAUCUUAUGUUUGUCUUUAGAUAAUUGGAGGGGUUUCUUUCUCAGCAUGAUCUAGGAUUCUCAAUUAUGAUGCAGAGAACAGUUGGCUUGUUAUGAUUCUAGGCAAACAUCACCCUCAAUUGUGGAUUUGGAGGAAAACUCGUACUCAGUACUCACCUUCAAACACUCAUUUUCCAUUGUAAUACUUGUACUAAAUAUUCGUAUACUGAACAAAUUUGAAAGCAAACUUGUCUUAUGAGCCUUAUGAUUUUUGUUAAUCAUUGUAGAUUCACGCAUCAAUUACAUUGUUAUCUCUGGACUAGACUUGUUGUGUUUCAAUAAUACAUUCAGUUAGAAUUUCU